AUGACUCUGCUGGAGAAUCCCCAGAUCGCUCCUUUCCCGACAUUGGUCAACCUUUCACAAUCGGAACCUUUCAAGGGACCUUCGGAUUCAACUUCGGCACCUUCUGUGACUGUUAACCCACUCAAUGAAUUGACUUCAAAGGCGCCAGAGGCAAAAUCCAGUUUCGUGCUAGAAGAGCAUCCCGUUGAUCAAGUAAGACCCAUUAAAGUGGGCAUUAUCGGUGCUGGACUCACCGGCAUCACUGCCGGCGUUUUGCUACCAGCUAAGCUACCUGGACUUGAUUUACGAAUCUACGACAAAAAUGCCAAUGUGGGCGGUACGUGGUUUGAAAACACCUACCCUGGCGUAAGAUGCGACAUACCCGCACAUGCCUACCAAUCAUGCUUUUCACCCAACACUCAAUGGAGCGAAGAGUUUGCUCAGGGCGCAGAAAUCAGAGACUACUGGCAAGGUGUUGCACAAAAGUACAAUGUCUACCAGUACGUUCGACCUCAGCAACAGGUUCAAAGAGCCGAGUGGCUGAGCGAUGAGGGGAAAUGGAAGGUUACUAUUGAGCAUGUUGAUGGUUCUAACAAGGUUUAUGAAGAAAAGCUGGAUGUUCUGAUCAAUGCCAUUGGUCAUUUUAACGCGUGGAAGCUACCUGAUUACGAGGGAAUCAAAGAUUUCAAAGGCGCUCUCUUCCAUUCCUCCAAUUGGGAUCACAAUGCCGAGUUAGAGGGAAAGCGCAUUGCUUUGAUCGGAAAUGGAGCCUCAGGGCUGCAAGUUUUGCCUUCCAUCCAGCCUAUUGCCAGUCACGUCGAUCACUAUGCUCGCAAUCCAACUUGGAUUGCAGACUCUUUCAGCAGUGGCAACGGUGGUGUGCGCCGCCUAGAGCCCAAUAUCAUCCCUGAGGACCUACGAGAGUCUUUCAAAGAUCCGCAGGUGUAUCUCAAAUACCGUACACAGGUGGAGAAGGGAUUCUUCCAACGAUUCGGUGCAAUCUUCAAGGACACACCUGAGAACAGAGACCUAAAAGAAAAAUGGUCCGAGCUGAUGCUCAAACGCAUUGCCGAUAAGCCCGAGCUUGGAGACAAGAUCAUUCCGGAUUUCCCUCCAAACUGUCGCCGCCCUACCCCGGGACCUGGGUACCUCGAGGCCCUGACGAAGGAAAAUGUCAGUUAUAUUCAAACGCGCAUUCAGCGAUUCACAGAGAAGGGAGUUAUCACAGAGGACGACGUUGAAAGAGAAGUAGACGUCGUAAUCUGCUCAACAGGCGCAAAUACAGAUCACGCUCCCCCAUUCUCGAUCAUCGCCAACAACAUCGAUCUCAAAUCAGCCUGGAAGCGAGACGGCCAUUUCGGGUUCCCAUACACUUACCUCGGAUUUGCGACGCCGGGAUUCCCCAAUCUUUUCUGGCUCGGUGGUCCAUAUGCCGCUGGUCACAGUGGAACUGUUCCAAAUAGCAUGGAAAAUCAGAUUACAUUUGUUGCGAAAGUGCUUCGCAAGGUGCGAAGUCAGGGUAUCAAGUCUAUCGCACCAUCACAGCAAGCUGCGGAUGACUUUGUCGAAUACUGCGACAACUUCUACCCGCGCACUGUGUGGUCUGCCAAUUGCAGCUCGUGGUACAAUGGAGGCCAGCCCGGUGCACGUAUCCAUGGCUUGUUCCCUGGCAGUGCGGCCGCUGCGAAUUACAUCCGCCGUGACCCCCGUUGGGAAGACUGGGAGUAUACUUACGUUAACCCAAGUGGAAAUCGCUUUGCUUAUUUCGGAAAUGGUUGGACUUCCAGGGAGUUGGAUCCAGAUGCGGAUCUCACGCCUCAUCUUAAGAUCCCUGAGGAUAUUGACUUGAGGUCACAUCUAGAAGGCUGGUGGGAUGUCUGA
This is a messenger RNA of Penicillium verhagenii, 1860 nucleotides long. RefSeq names its product flavin-containing monooxygenase. Gene Ontology annotation, molecular function: NADP binding; N,N-dimethylaniline monooxygenase activity; flavin adenine dinucleotide binding. The transcript is spliced from 3 exons. The coding region runs from base 1 to 1860 and encodes 619 amino acids. The record is from RefSeq and is a predicted model, not a curated record. NCBI's taxonomy places the organism in Eukaryota, Fungi, Ascomycota, Eurotiomycetes, Eurotiales, Aspergillaceae.